AUGGCGUGGCUGGAGCUUGGAAAGAGAAUAUAUAUGAAUUUUACCAGAGCUUUGGCUACAACGUCAUGUAAGCAUGUGCGAGGGUCAAGUUUUACAUCUAUAUUUGCUGAACAAUCUGUUUAUGCUUCAGCAAGAUGCAUUCCUGAUUUCAUCAAUCGCUCUUUUCCUGGUGCGGCUGGUUUUUAUAUUGGGAGUAAAGAAAGUGGAACACGGUGCUUCCAUGCUAGCUCACAAGUCUGGGCAAGAAGUGACGCGGCAUAUGGAUUGAAGACCCCAAAGAAGGAGAAGUAUGUGAGAAAAGACAGUAGAAAUCAGCCUCCUGUUGAAGCUCCCUAUGUCCCUCGUAAUGUCACAUCAGCCAAAUCUAAUCCUGAUAAAACAAUAGAAAUAUUUGAAGGCAUGACCCUUGUUGAAUUGGCAAAGCGUUCUGGAAAAUCAGUAUCUUCUUUGCAAGAUAUUCUCACAAAUGUUGGUGAAAAGAUUGAAUCAGAGUUUGACCCUCUCACUAUGGAUGUUGCUGAGCUUGCUGCAAUGGAGGUUGGCGUCAAUGUUAAGAGGUUACAUUCAACCGAAGGUGCAGAACUUUUACCACGUCCUGCAGUUGUAACAGUGAUGGGUCAUGUUGAUCACGGCAAAACUUCCCUUCUCGAUGCCUUACGUCUAACAUCAGUGGCAGCCAAGGAGGCUGGUGGCAUUACUCAGCAUCUAGGUGCCUUUGUGGUGGGCAUGUCAUCAGGAGCAUCAAUCACAUUUCUUGACACUCCCGGUCAUGCUGCAUUUAGUGCAAUGCGUGCACGAGGUGCAGCAGUCACAGAUAUAGUAGUGCUAGUUGUUGCUGCAGAUGAUGGUGUAAUGCCCCAAACACUUGAAGCCGUGUCCCAUGCAAAAUUAGCUAAUGUACCUAUUGUAGUUGCAAUCAAUAAAUGUGAUAAACCAGGUGCAAAUCCUGAAAAAGUAAAAUUACAGCUUGCUUCUGAGGGCUUGCUGCUGGAGGAGAUGGGUGGGGAUAUUCAGGUUGUUGAAGUUUCAGCGGUUCAAAAGACUGGACUAGAUAACUUAGAGGUAGCUUUACUCCUACAGGCUGAUAUGAUGGACCUUAAAGCACGAUUUGAUGGGCCUGCUCAAGCAUAUGUUGUUGAAGCAAGACUUGACAAAGGACGGGGUCCAUUGGUGACUACUAUAGUGAAGGCCGGGACUCUAGUUUGUGGACAGCAUGUGGUUAUAGGCUCACAGUGGGGAAAAAUUAGGGCUAUUAAAGAUACAGCAGGAAGGUUAACUCAACGAGCAACUCCUGCAAUGCCUGUUGAAAUUGAAGGGCUCCGAGGGCUGCCAAUGGCUGGUGAUGAUGUCAUUGUUGUUCAUUCUGAGGAGCGAGCUAGAAUGCUCAGUUCUGGUAGGAAAAGGAAAUCUGAAGAGGACAGGCUUAGGGGCAAGAUGGUGCAGAAUGUGCCAACUACUUCAGAUGAUUCUGAGGAGGGGGUUCCAAUCAGGGUUGAAAUGCCAGUAAUUGUAAAAGCAGAUGUUCAGGGAACUGUUCAAGCCGUUACAGAUGCAUUGACAACUUUAAAUAGUCCCCAGGUUUCUGUGAAUAUUGUUCAUGUUGGCGUGGGGCCUAUUUCUCAAUCUGAUGUGGACCUAGCACAGGCUUGUGGCGCAUGCAUAGUUGGAUUCAAUGUCAAGAGUCCACCUAUUUCUCUUAGCCAGGCAGCAACUCGUGCGAGUAUCAAGGUGAUUCUGCACCGUGUAAUUUACCACUUAUUGGAAGAUAUAGCCAAUUUAAUAAUUGAGAAGGCCCCGGGUACUUCGGAGACUCAGGUAGCUGGGCAAGCAGAAGUUCUGAAUAUCUUUGAAGUGAAAGGGAGCAAAUCUAAGGGACCUGAUGUGAAAAUAGCUGGUUGUAAGGUUGUCGAUGGUUUUGUGAACAGGUCAGCAACCAUGAGGCUUCUAAGAAGCGGUGAAGUGGUGUUUGAAGGACUUUGUUCAUCUCUUAAGAGAGAGAAGCAGGAUGUGGAUUCUGUGAAGAAAGGAACUGAGUGUGGACUAGUAAUCAGUAACUGUUCCGAUUUUCAGAUUGGUGAUGUUGUCCAGUGCUUAGAACAAGUAGUAAGGAAGCCCAAGUUUGUUAAAUCAGAGAGUGGCGCUGUUCGAAUAGAGUGCUGA
This is a messenger RNA of Lathyrus sativus (Indian pea), 2160 nucleotides long. The record is from the annotation of a GenBank genome assembly. NCBI's taxonomy places the organism in Eukaryota, Viridiplantae, Streptophyta, Magnoliopsida, Fabales, Fabaceae.